Molecule: messenger RNA, 762 nt
Organism: Maudiozyma saulgeensis
Lineage: Eukaryota; Fungi; Ascomycota; Saccharomycetes; Saccharomycetales; Saccharomycetaceae
Source: the annotation of a GenBank genome assembly
AUGACUCAGGGACUAGCAAGAAAACUAUCGAGAACGAAACCUCAUAGGGAUGCAUUAUUAAAAAAUUUAGUAAGUCAAUUGUUACAACAUGGUACGUUAACAUCAACUCAUGAAAAAUGUAAAGAAGCCUCAAGAUUAGCAGAUCGUGUAAUUAAUAUGGCUAAAAGAUAUGUUGAUCCAGAGACUACAGAAUUAUCUAAACAAAGAUUAUUUGCUAAUAUUCAAUCUCGUUUAUUUUUAUCUGGUGAUAAUAAUCAUUUAAUGAAAAGAUUAUUAAAUGAUAUUGCACCAAAUUAUCAACAAAGAAAUGGUGGUUAUACAAGAGUAUUACAUUUAGAGAAAAGGUUUAAUGAUAGAGCUUCUCAAUCAGUAUUAGAAUUAGUUCAAACACCUAUAAUAAAUCCAAAGACAAAUCAAAUUCAAAAAGGUAAUUUAAAAUUUUGGUUAUUAGUUAAAAAUGUAAUUAUGGAUGAAAAUAGUAAUGUUGAUGUAAAUCCUUUAACUUUAAUUAAUUUAAAGAAAAUACAGAAUUUUAAAUCAGACGAGGAAUUUUUAAAUGAUUUAUUAAUCAUUAAAAAAUGUAUUAAAGAUCAAGAAAAUUUAGCUUGGGAUGAUACUAAAGAAUUAGAAUCAAUUAAAAAUUUAAUGGAAAACGUUAAGUCUACAAUUUUACCUCAUGUUGAUGAAAGUUCACGUACCUCACCAACUAUUAAACAAGGAUUUGAAAUAAUGGAAAAGAGACCUCAAAGACCAUCAGUUUGA